AUAUGUGAGAGACACUAAGCGUUGUCUGCUUUUUGUUUUUGUUUGCAUUGCAAAAAUAAACAACUUAAUAGAAAUUUUGAUAUUUAAAAAUAUUAUAAAAAGUUAAGAUGCCACUAACCGCAGAGAGUGCAGCUCAACAGAUUCAGGAUCGGCUGAAGGAUAUUCAACAACAUAUUCACAUUGUGGACGAGGAGCGCCGUCGGGCAGAAAACUCCAUUUCUAGCUUAGUACGAUCGCUUCAUGCCACCAAUCAAAAGGUUAAACCUCUGCUCAAGGCCAGUUUAAUGGAGGCUUCACAAGAGGAGGCCACAAUUCGAGCAGCCUUGGCUAAGAUCCACGAAAUCCGCAGUAUUCGCAACGAGAGGCGUAUCCAAGCCCGAAAUGCUGGAAACAAGGAGGCCAUUCGACGAGGAGCCCUAAUGAAAAUGGUGCAACUAUCCGCACAAACGCUACCUUUAUUCGUUGGCAAACUAGGAGAACGAGCACCGGCUUUAUGUGGAGCCAUUCCCGCCGAGGGAAACUAUGUGGCCAAGGUUGGCGACAAUGUGGCAGCCUUAGCCAAAGGAAUCGACGAAGAGGAGAACUGGAUCUUGGCAGAAGUAGUGCAGUUCCUGCAUCGUCAAAACAAAUAUGACGUGAUUGACAUCGACGAGGAGCAGAAGGACCGCCAUGUGCUGAGCAAGCGGAAGGUCAUUCCUCUACCCCUGAUGCGUGCUAAUCCCGAGACCGAUGGCCACGCCUUGUUUCCCAAGGAUACGGUGGUGAUGGCGCUCUAUCCACAAACCACCUGCUUCUACAAAGCCAUCGUGCACCGCCUGCCGCAGACCGCCACAGAGGACUACGAGGUGCUCUUCGAGGAUUCGUCUUACAUGAAUGGUUACGCAGAACCCUUGCCUGUAGCUCAGCGAUAUGUUAUUGCUUAUCGUCCAACAAAAAAAGGGUCUGGCAGUGGCAGCGGGAAUCUCUCAUCGGCUUAAGAAAUUACACGUACCCUUAAUUAUAGGUUAGCUUAGGAAUAACUUUUUAAAAUUGUAUCUCCAAGGAAAAAUACCAAUAAAGACUUGUUCUUAUCUAA
This is a messenger RNA of Drosophila eugracilis, 1075 nucleotides long. RefSeq names its product SAGA-associated factor 29 (gene Sgf29). The transcript has 3 exons. Lineage: Eukaryota; Metazoa; Arthropoda; Insecta; Diptera; Drosophilidae. Gene Ontology annotation, cellular component: SAGA complex. Bases 108 to 977 code for a protein of 289 amino acids. The record is from RefSeq and is a predicted model, not a curated record.